AUUUUAUUGUUUAUAAAAAAAAAAUUGUUGGAUUUAAUGCUGUGUAUUUACAAAUACAAAUGUUGUAUAUAGCAAAAUGAUAUCAGAUUGGUGUGUUGUUUUGGUUUUAUUAAUGUCAAGAUUAGUUUUUGGGCUGAAUUUUACAGAGCCAGUUAAUUAUAUAUUGAAAUUAGGAGAAGAUAGUUCAUCUAGACUAUUAGAUUGUUCAGUUAAUCUUCCUGUUGAAUUAAUCAAAAAAAUUGAUUGGACACACAAUGAUAUUGUUAUCAAUAAUAAACCUAAUAUAACAUUAUCUGAAAAUGGUCAAAAACUUGUUAUUGCUCAUUACCAAUCCCAUAAUUCUGGUCGUUAUGGGUGCAAAGUAACAGCUAUGAAUGAAGAAUCUGUUCAAAGGGUAUUUGAUCUACUGCCAGCUUCAGAAACUGAGGGAAACCAAACCAUUGAAAUGAUGCUGAGAAUAAAAAAUGACAUAUCGUUACUUGUUGAGUUAGUGAUGAAUAAGUUAGAUUUAGAUUGUACCGCUGUAGGUGCUUCACCUAUUAAUAUUACAUGGAUAAAAAAUGAUCGACUGAUAGAAGCAAGGUCCAACUUGUCUAAUUUUCGUUAUUCUUUCUCACCAAAUUUUUUGAAAUUAAGUAUAAAAGAAUUGCGACUUGAUGAUGCUGGUAUUUACAAAUGUAUUUUGGAAAAUAAAUAUGGCAAGAUAGAACAUAUAAUGACUGUUGAAAUAUAUGAGAAAAUGUUCUCUAAACCAAUAGUAUCUUCUACAGACAAACAUAAAGUUUUUUAUGUCAACUAUGGUCAGAAUUUAACUGUCCCUAUAUAUGUUACUGCAUUUCUACCCCACCCUCACUUUCAAAUGUUAUACGUUUACAGCAUGACAAGUCCAAAUACAAAUGAAACUAAAUUGGCACUAAGGGUAUUACCAACAAUGAGAGAACUAACUGUCUUGGAGAAAGGCCAGAGAAGAGGCAAUUCAAUUUCUCAUAUCAAGCUAGAUUAUUUUUUCAAUAAUAUAUCAGAGCAAGAUUUUGGUAAUUAUACCUUUAUGGCUGGAAAUAAGUAUGGUUUUGAUAUAUACCCGUUUCAAAUAUUGCAUACAAAAUAUAUGCAAACAACUGUCUUCCCGCCAAUGAAAUCAAGUAUUAAUAAAAUCUACAAAGAGGAAUCCGUUGAAAAAACAGUUAUUUUUAUUGUCAUAACUUCAAUGCUUGCUGGGCUAAUUUUUGUUGCAUUUGUUAUUUUUUUUAUUUGUCGUGUUCGUAGCAAAGACAAAUUUAAAAACAGUAACAUCAACUACAUCAAACCUUUAGAAACUGUGAUUCUUAAUCUUGGGGAUAAUAACACUAGUGGUGUUACCAUGGUUACUUCUGUCUCUGCUUCCUAUGCCAGUCGGCGUUUCAGACAUUCACUUAAUAAUAAUUUAAUAAAUGAUAAGCAAAAAUUGAAUUUAAAAAUAGCUCCAGAUCCUGCUUGGGAGAUAAAACUUGAACAAUUAGAAACAGAUUGUUUAUUGGGAGAGGGAGCUUUUGGUAGAGUUUUUCGUGCAACAGCAAGAGAUUUACCAAAUCACACUGGAGUUCAAACAGUUGCUGUCAAAAUGCUGAAAGAAGAUUUUUGUGAACAAGAUUUAAAAGAUUUUAUAUCUGAAAUAGAAGUAAUGAAAUCUAUAGGAAAACAUAUCAAUAUUCUGAAUUUACUUGCAGUAUCAUCUCAGCAAGGAAAGUUAUAUAUAGUGGUUGAAUAUUGUCGUCAUGGUAAUUUGCGCUCUUUUCUGAAAGACAAUCGACCUGUUAUGCAAGCUAAUUCUGUGAUAACAAAAAAAAUAACAUUGUACGAUUUAACGUCGUUUUGCUUACAAGUUGCAAGAGGAAUGAAUUUUUUAGCUUCAAAAAAGUGCAUCCAUCGAGACAUUGCUGCUCGAAAUGUUCUUGUUGGUGAAGGUUAUUUAAUGAAAAUUGCUGAUUUUGGACUUGCACGUGAUAUUCAUGAACAAGAUUAUUAUAGAAAAUGCACAGAUGGGCGAUUACCCGUCAAAUGGAUGGCAAUUGAAGCUUUGUUCGAUCGUGUUUAUACUACUCAAAGUGAUAUAUGGUCAUUUGGAAUUUUGGCAUGGGAAAUUGUAACAUUUGGUGGAUCGCCUUACCCUGGAAUUGCAUUAGAAAAAUUGUUUGAUUUAUUAAAGCAAGGCUAUCGAAUGGAAAGACCACUUAAUUGUACUGAUGAUAUGUAUACACUUAUGCUGAAUUGUUGGAAAGAAAUCCCAUCAAAACGUCCGACAUUUUCACAACUAAUUGAAGAUCUAGAAAGAAUGCUAUUGGAUGCAAGUUCUACAGAAUAUGUAGAUCUUCAACCAAUUCAACCAGAACGCACAGAGUCAUUUUCAACAUCAUUACACACUUCUGCAAGCAUGUUGAAUACAGAUUUGCACGAGAAAAAUAAAUGUGAUCAUGACGAAAUAUCCUUCACUCAUGAAGAUGGUUUAUCAGAAGCAGAUAUUCUUCUUAGUCACUAUGCAGUUUCUUAAUUACUUCAACUGCUUGAGACGUUUUUAGAUGUAAACUUGAUUUAUCAGUUUCUCUAAAUGAUUGCCUUGUCAUUAACGUGUAUUGCAUUUGACUUUCAUCAUGAAGAAUCUAGAGAUCUAUCCGAUUCUUCUCUAUUAAUAAACACUGUCAUGAAGAUUGUUUAUAUAUGAAUCAUUGGAUCAGGAACUUCUUGAGGAUCAUAAUAAAAAGUAAUACUAAAUAUGAAAUUGCAGCUAAAACCAAAGGUUCGUAAUUUUCGAUGCGAGUAAAUGAGCUUUUCAAAAAA
Hydra vulgaris (swiftwater hydra) is the source of this 2814-nucleotide messenger RNA. RefSeq names its product fibroblast growth factor receptor. Gene Ontology annotation, biological process: multicellular organism development; fibroblast growth factor receptor signaling pathway; positive regulation of kinase activity. Gene Ontology annotation, cellular component: signaling receptor complex; plasma membrane. Lineage: Eukaryota; Metazoa; Cnidaria; Hydrozoa; Anthoathecata; Hydridae. Gene Ontology annotation, molecular function: fibroblast growth factor receptor activity; ATP binding. The record is from RefSeq and is marked provisional.